Molecule: messenger RNA, 2322 nt
Organism: Thermochaetoides thermophila DSM 1495
Lineage: Eukaryota; Fungi; Ascomycota; Sordariomycetes; Sordariales; Chaetomiaceae
Exons: 5
Coding region: 1-2322 (773 amino acids)
Biological process (GO): endoplasmic reticulum to Golgi vesicle-mediated transport; COPII-coated vesicle cargo loading; COPII-coated vesicle budding
Cellular component (GO): COPII vesicle coat; endoplasmic reticulum exit site
Molecular function (GO): zinc ion binding; GTPase activator activity
Source: RefSeq, a predicted model, not a curated record
AUGGACUACGACGCCCUUAAGGAGCAGUGGGGUGAAGUUGAGGAUCGCGAUGGCGUCCGCCUCAGCUGGAACGUGUUUCCAAGCUCUCGCAUGGAAGCCUCCCGACUGGUCGUCCCCAUCGGCGCUCUCUAUACUCCGCUGAAAGAGAAGCCUGAUACUCCCCUGCUGCACUUCGAGCCCGUCACCUGCAAGCAGCCUUGCCGCUCGGUCUUGAACCCUUUCUGCCAAGUUGACGUUCGCGCGCGCAUCUGGAUCUGCCCGUUUUGCCUGUCGAGGAACCCGCUCCCUCCCCACUACAAGGACAUCACCCCCAAUGCGAUUCCUCCUGAGCUGCACCCCUCCAACACAACCAUCGAGUACAGACUUUCGCGCCCAGCUCCGAGCCCUCCAAUCUUUCUCUAUGUCGUUGACACCUGCCAGGAAGAGGACAGUCUUGCUGCCCUCAAGGAGUCUCUGAUUAUGAGCCUCAGUCUCUUGCCUGAGAACGCCUUGGUCGGUCUGAUCACAUUCGGCACUAUGGCCCAGGUUCAUGAGAUCGGCUACACCGAAUGUGCCAAGUCGUACGUGUUCCGCGGCAACAAGGAAUACACGGCAAAGCAGGUCCAGGAGAUGCUCGGUCUCUCGCAGCCUGCUCUGCGCCCCGGCAUGCCCCCUCAGCCUGGCAGGCCUUUCCCUACGGGCCCGGCUUCUCGCUUCCUCCUCCCUGUCACCCAAGCUGAGUUCCAGCUUACCAAGGCUCUCGAGCAGCUGCAGAAGGACCCUUGGCCCGUCACGAGCGACCGCAGGCCCCUACGCUGCACUGGUGUCGCCCUCUCAGUAGCCGUUGGCCUGCUCGAGACUUCCUUCCAGAAUGCUGGCGGCCGCAUUAUGCUCUUCGCUGGCGGUCCGGCCACCGAGGGUCCCGGCAUGGUGGUUGGCCCUGAGUUAAGGGAACCUAUUCGCUCUCACCACGACAUUGAUCGCGACAAUGUCAAGUACUACAAGAAGGCCCUCAAGUUCUAUGACAACCUCGCCAAGCGGACAGCCCACAAUGGCCACACUAUCGAUAUCUUUGCCGGCUGCCUGGAUCAGGUUGGUCUUCUUGAGAUGAAGGGCCUGUGCAAUUCGACGGGUGGCCACAUGAUCUUGACGGACAGUUUCACAUCGUCCAUGUUCAAGCAGUCAUUCAUCCGUAUCUUUGAGAAGGAUGCGGAUGAUAACCUCCUUAUGGGCUUCAACGCUGUCCUUGAGGUGUUGACAACCAAGGAGCUGAAGGUCACCGGCCUCAUCGGCCAUGCCGUAUCGCUUAACAAAAAGUCGACGUCGGUCGGCGAGACUGAGUGCGGUAUCGGCAAUACCUGCGCCUGGAAAAUGUGUGGCAUCGAUCCCAAGUCGAGCUACGGUAUCUACUUUGAGAUCGCUCAAGGAGGUCCAUCCCAGCAUCAGCAGGCCCCGCAGAAGGCUAUGAUUCAAUUCCUCACAUACUACCAGCACUCGUCUGGCCAGUUCCACCUCCGUGUUACCACUAUCGCACGGAAUCUUAGUGGCCCGGCUGGUGACCCGGCGAUUGCGCAGUCGUUCGACCAGGAGGCCGCGGCAGUCCUUAUGUCCAGGAUCGCGGUCUUCAAGGCCGAGGUCGAUGAUGGGCCAGACGUGCUCCGCUGGGUCGACCGGAUGCUCAUCAGGCUGUGUUCGCGGUUUGCCGACUACCGCAAGGACGACCCAUCGUCCUUCCGCUUGGAGAAGAACUUUACCCUCUACCCGCAGUUCAUGUUCCAUCUGCGGAGAAGUCAAUUCUUGCAGGUCUUCAAUAACUCGCCAGACGAGACGGCCUUCUACCGCCACGUUCUCAAUCACGAGGAUGUUGGCAACUCCCUCAUCAUGAUCCAGCCUACGCUGGAUUCAUACACCUUCGAUCAGGAGGGCGGCGUCCCUGUGCUCCUGGACUCGACCUCGAUUCAACCUACUCAUAUCCUUCUCCUGGAUACCUUCUUCCACAUCCUCAUCUUCCACGGCGAGACCAUCGCCGAGUGGAGGAAAGCUGGUUACCAGGAUCAAGAAGGUUACGAGAACUUCCGCGCUCUUCUGGAGCAACCCAAGGAGGAUGCAAGGGAACUUAUCGCCGAUCGGUUCCCUCUUCCCCGUUUCAUCGUCUGCGACCAGGGUGGCUCCCAGGCGCGCUUUCUCCUGUCCAAGCUUAACCCGUCUACUACACACACGUCGGGUGCUGGUGCCUACGGCGGUGUUGGCGCGGCAAGCGGGCAGACUAUCUUCACGGAUGAUGUGUCCCUGCAAACGUUUAUGGAGCAUCUCAUGAAGUUGGCCGUGAGCGGUACAAAUUAG